Molecule: messenger RNA, 1581 nt
Organism: Lutzomyia longipalpis
Lineage: Eukaryota; Metazoa; Arthropoda; Insecta; Diptera; Psychodidae
Gene: Traf6
Product: TNF receptor-associated factor 6
Exons: 3
Coding region: 172-1347 (391 amino acids)
Biological process (GO): positive regulation of JNK cascade; tumor necrosis factor-mediated signaling pathway; regulation of canonical NF-kappaB signal transduction
Cellular component (GO): plasma membrane signaling receptor complex
Molecular function (GO): protein binding
Source: RefSeq, a predicted model, not a curated record
GCUUGAGCAACGGACUAUGAAUAAAGCUUCAAGAAAAGUUGUCAAAUAUGGAAGAAUUCAUUUAUAUUUUUCUAAUAAUGUUUUUACAAUAAUUGCUUUAUUACCGUAUCCUGUGGCAAUACUUUUAUAAAUUAAUAAGUGAUAAAUUUAAGGACUCCUCGCGAGAAAGCAAUGGCACAGUCAAUAAAUCGGAGUGUUUCGGCACAGGAGAGUAAUAUUCAGGAGAUGGAAAAGGACGAUCAGUGUCAUCUGGAAUCACGCUAUGAAUGCCCAAUUUGCAUUUACUGGCUCAAUGAGCCCGUCUUGACAUCCUGCGGCCACCGUUUCUGCCGUAAAUGCAUCACAUCGUGGCUGAGGAAGGAAAAUGCCUGCCCGGUGGACAAUAAACCCCUCUCAAUGGACUCUGACAUCUUCCCGGAUAACUUCACUCGCAGGGAAAUUCUGCAAAUUAAAAAACCCUGCCCCAAUGCAACAUUCGGAUGCAGCACAAACGUAUCCCCCGUUGAGAUGGACGCUCACGUCCUCAUUUGUGAAUUCCGGAAACGCACAACAAACUACACAUGCUACUUUGCCCGCUGUGGCUGUCAAUUCAUGGCACCCACGCAGGAAGCCCUUGAGGCGCACGUGCGGAACGAAAUGGGGCACCAUUUGCAACUUCUCAUGGAAACCUUCUCAAAGACAAAUAAUCUCGAUGCUGAAUCACGCUUCUGGGAUGCCCCAGCUAAGACAAAUGGGGCCCCACCUGCUGCUGGGGCGGGAUCCCCCAAUCUCAUGCGUGCCAUGUACGAGAGGAUUGUUGUGCUGGAGCAGAAGCAACAGGAGAUGCAGGCAAAAAUCGAGAAUAUGCGCGAGCAGCUCAGCAAAACGUGUAGUCUUGCUGAAAUUCAGGCCAAAUACACCGAUGGGGUGCUCCUAUGGCAAAUUGGGCAAUUCCAGAGCAAAGUCAGGGCAAUGAGCGCCAAUCCCAACAUAAUGUUCUACAGCGGUGAAGCAUACACGAGUCCCCAUGGCUACAAAUUCUGCGCACGCAUUAAUAUUUCGCCAAAAGUCCGAGACUACAUUGGGCUACAUGUGCACAUGAUGCAGUCUGAGAAUGACUACCACCUCGAUUGGCCGUUCAAUGGGAGAAUUCGCAUCAGUAUGAUUCACCCAAAAAACUUCCAUGAAUCUCAAACUGAUACAAUAAUGUCCAAACCGGAGAUUUUGGCCUUUCAUCGUCCCACGCAAGAGGGUAUCAGUCCCCGUGGCUUUGGCUUUUUGGAAUAUGCCUCUAUUACAGACAUUGAGAGACGUGGAUUCAUCCUCCGGGACACAUUAACCAUUAAAAUUCAGAUAAAUAUCGUUUAGAGAGGACUCACCCGGAAAUUUAUUUUUCUCUUUUCAUCCCCAAAUUAUUUUUGUUCCGUCCUCCGGCAGCGGGGCGAGGAUAAAUGCCUCCCGGACAGCUGUGAGCCUCGUACGCUGCUGGAUGCUAAUGUUUCCAGCCCACAUUCCACCGCUCUGAUGUAUCCGGAUGUGUAGACUUAACAAGUAUUUUUUGUGAAUUGUUUUUUGGAAUAGAGAUUUUGUGUACUUAAAGGA